Molecule: messenger RNA, 531 nt
Organism: Talaromyces proteolyticus
Lineage: Eukaryota; Fungi; Ascomycota; Eurotiomycetes; Eurotiales; Trichocomaceae
Exons: 1
Coding region: 47-421 (124 amino acids)
Source: RefSeq, a predicted model, not a curated record
AUCUUGUUAUUGUUAAAUUUAAGACGCGUCGGUCUGGCCUCAGCCAAUGGUGUCGUUCCAGCCAAUGGCACAAGAGCGUGUCCCGUACGGCGCCCCAGCCGCCGGGACACGACGCCCUUUCCGCGGUACGGGCCCGCCCACCAAGGCGCCUGCAAAAUCCGCGUCCGGAAUGUAUCGUCAGGUACCGUCCCCUCCCCCCACGUCCGACCGGGUACAUGCACGUCCCGGCCUUUUCCUCUCGGCUCUCGCAGAUGACUUUGCGCGCGUCAGGUUAUUAAUAUUAUGUGUCGACAUCAUCAAUCUAGAAAUUGCACUGCAUGUCUUUCGUUUGCCUGCAGUACGCAUAAUAAUGAUGUUCAUAACUGAUCAUGGUUUGCCCAUCGCUCCUUGGGAGCUAUUCGAUCAACAUGGACAUGACUGAGCAAGUAAAUUAGUCAAAAACGAAAAGGGGGCCCAAACAAAGAAAGGCCCCAACGGCAGCAAUAAUCCGAGGGUAUUAUUAUUGUUGCUGUUGUUGCGUUGUUAGCGUUC